Messenger RNA from Durusdinium trenchii, 2400 nucleotides. Lineage: Eukaryota; Dinophyceae; Suessiales; Symbiodiniaceae. The record is from the annotation of a GenBank genome assembly.
AUGGACAGAGCUUUUGUUGAACAACUUCCAGUGCCAUGGGACAUGGAGGGUCCCAUGACACGAGAACUACUUGUGGACGGAAGCGUGAAUGGCAAAGCAAGAUUUCACUGUGUGGACCCUUGGCACGUGCUACAUCUUGGGGUUGGAAAAUCUUGGGUUGCAUCUGGUAUCAUGAUGCUUGAGAGAUUGAUAACGGAGUCUUCGAUGGACAAAAGGAUUGAAGUCAUUGCUCGAGAGUACCAGGCGUACUGCAAGCUUCACAAACUUGAUCCCGUUGUUCGAAAGAUCGACCUCAGUACGUUUGGCGGUGGAGGCUCCAAUGAGGCAAAUGGCAGUUGGAGCAAGGCUGCAGUGACAAGCAACUUCAUGUUGUUCUUACAAGACUAUUGCGAGCGCAGAUCUGCAGAGAUAGAACGCGAUGAGCGGCUACGAGCUUAUGGAACGGAGCGGAUCAAUUUCUUUAUGCGUGGGAUCUACAAGAAUGAGGUGUUCAUGGACAGUUCAACAGCUGCGGAGUUGAGCAAGGCUCUUUAUGAGUUUGUGCGUGCAUACUUGUUUGAGGCCAGUGCUGCUGCUCAGGAAGGUAAGUACGAGUUGGGCGAUGAGUACGUGGAACUCAAGGGCGACCUUUUGCAUGACGUGCUGGGCGGAUACGUCACGCCGGAGAUGGAGAAGCUCUUGGCUGAGGUGAAGGCCAUGCGCCUGUUGGACGGCUUGGUGAAUCGAAAGACCGGCGAGGUGGAAUUCAUCGAGGACGACCCUAAGCAGAUUGAGAUGAUCAAAACGGUCGCCUCCGUCUCCCAGGAGCAUGACCAACUGAAGCUCUCGGCGGAGGAGGAAGUGAGUCGAUUGGAGCAACAGCAGCAGCGCUGCGAGCGGAAGCUGAAGAAAGCCAAGGAGGAGAUGGAACUGGCGCGAAAGGGCCAAGGCAGCUCCUUCUUCAGCUAUGACCCGAAGAGGAUCCAAAAGCUGGAACAGCACGUGCGGAAGACGACACGUGAGCUGCAGGACGCCCGGCAGCACUUGUUGAGCUUCGAUGACGAGGUGGCACGUGCUCAGCGGCGCCAGGCGGCCCUCGACUCUUUGUCGUCCAACGCGGAGGGAGCGAAGAGCGCGGCGCAAAGCACAGCCCCAGUGGUGCGAAAGCCAGUAACGACCCAGUACUCGGAGUUCGCCGGGGACCUCCUGGACACGGUGUACGAGGUGGGCGAUGAGUAUGUCGAGUUGAAGGGUGACCUUUUGCGUGACAUGUUGGGCGGCUCCCUCGCCGGGGCGCGGACGUAUUUGGAGAGCCGUGGGGACCCCAACGUUUAUGACUCCAGCACUGGUUGGACGCCCUUGCUGAUGGCAGUGUCCAGUGGCCACACGCAGCUGGUGGAUUUGCUCCUGCAGUGCAAGGCCGAUCCGGCCAAAGGCGCCAAGAGCACCGGGGAGACCGCCGUGCACCUGGCGGUCUACCGAACCUCAGGUGAGGUGCUGCAGCAGUUGCUGAACUUCCGGCGUCAGUGCGUUCAAGAUGUGCGCCAGGACGGCUCCACAGCGCUGAUGCUGGCGCUCGAGCGGUCUCCGCCCAAGGUGAAGAUCGAGUAUGUCCGAUCCUUGCUGGAGAAGAAUGCGGACCCCAACGUGAAGCGCAAAGAUGGCUGGUCGGCGCUGGGAUUGGCCAUCCGUGCCAACAUGCGUCCGGCCACGAAGAUGAUGAUCGCCGUGGAAGGGAAGGUUCUGAGCACCGUGCCAGGUUCACAACUGACCCUGUGGGAGCUGGCGGAGCAACACAAGGAUCUACAAAAGCUCAUCAAGUCCAAGCUCUCCAGCAAAAACUUGGCCGAGAUUGAGAAACGCUGGCCAGGCACCUUGCUCCGGAUGCAAAUCGCUGACUGAGCGAAUAACCGGGUCCAUUGUGCUGGGAUCACAGCAGAACUCAUGUGGCUGCUCGUGACUUUAGCUCCAAACCCUUUCUGGACAGUACUGCCUUGCGAUGUGAGACUUCCGAACCUGGUCACUUGGAAAAAAUCAUGGAUGCAUGUAGAGUAUUUGACUUCAAGAACUGGUCAUCCAACGUUGGAUAUAUGCAUUGCCUGAAUUUGCUGGACAGGCAGAACUCUUUGCCUUGAGAGUUGUCCAAGUGGGACGCGCAUCGAGUGUCGGACGAAACAAUGUCUGAGUGGGAAACGGAUCAGCUCCAUGCUCGAGGCCUCUAAGACCUUACUUUGUGAUCCUGCUGGGCCUUUGAAGGGUCUUCAGUCUUGAGCACAGUGGAUGCGUGGUGUGGGCAUGGUCCUGAGCAGCUCGACGCGAGAUGAUCAGUAUAAUGGCAAAGGGCGACCUGAUUUCAGACCGGAAAGGUGGCGAUGAAGAGCAUCUCCCAUGAUAAUAUCCCAGACACUCCAUGGGACUGGC